AAGGCAAAAAGAAAGAUUUCAACAAGAGUAAAUUAGGGAGGAAAACUUCAGAAAGCAGGACUAAAAGGGAUAAGAGGAUAUUCCAGAGGACGUUUUUUGUGGUGAUGGAAGAGGUACUGAGCUAUGAAGAAGCCAUUAAGAGGGCAGGUGAUGCUAUUCAUCGGUUUCCUCUAAUAGAUGUUCAGGGUGUCCCUCUCAUGAGCACCAUUGCAGACAACUGGAAAUCAAUCUGGGAAUUCUGUCCUGACCCAUCAGACCUACUCAUCUCUACUUAUCCUAAAGCAGGCACAACCUGGACUCAAGAGAUAGUGGAUCUUCUACUGCACAAUGGAGAUGCUGAGGUGUGCAAGAGAGCGCCGACAGCUGUCCGUAUUCCAUUUCUGGAAAUUUGCGCUCCUCCACCUAUACCAUCAGGGCUUGACUUACUUAGACAGAUGAAACCACCGAGAGUAAUCAAAACUCACUUACCCAUUCAACUAGUGCCUAAAGGAUUCUGGGAAAAUAAAUGCAAGGUCAUCUAUACGGCCCGAAAUGCUAAGGAUAACCUUGUAAGCUACUUCCACUUUGAUCGUAUGAAUCUUACCCAGCCAGAGCCAGGACCUUGGGAUGGAUACAUUCACAAGUUCAUGAGGGGGAAAUUAGGUUGGGGCUCUUGGUAUGACCAUGUCAAAGGUUACUGGAAGGAAUGCAAGGAAAAGAAUAUUCUCUACAUGCUCUACGAGGACAUGAAGGAGAAUCCUCUUAGGGAGAUUAAAAGAAUCAUGCACUAUCUGGACCUGUCUGUUUCUAAGGAUGUCAUAGAAAGGAUUGUGCAGUUGACAUCCUUCCAAGUCAUGAAAGACAAUCCAAUGGCUAACUACUCCUACAUCCCAAAACCUGUGUUUGAUCAGUCUAUUUCUGCCUUCAUGAGAAAAGGAGAGGUCGGUGACUGGGUUAACCAUUUCACCCCAGCUCAAUCCAAGAUGUUUGAUGAAGACUAUGCAAACCAAAUGAAAGAUGCAGACAUUCCUUUCCGCUUUAGCAUGCAUUAAUAAUUUGUGCAACAUUACAUAUAUAAUAUCACAUUCACAUGCUAUUCAACUGAUCUCUUCUAAUUACAAAUAUGUAUUACAGAAAAUAACUUCUUUUUUUUCAGAGCAAAUAAAAUGUCAGCAUUUCUAUAAAAGUUUAGACCUAUAUCAGACUUAGAGCAUUAUGCUUUCAGGCUCAGGUACUUAAACGUUAUAAUUUAUAGCUUGAUUAAUUUACAGUUAAGGUCAAGACAAUUACCAGGAUAGAAAUAAAGAGCUAAAGUUAGCCAUUGUCCAGUGAGGGACUGAGAAAUGGAGGACAUGAUGGUGUCCAAUUUAAGGUUAUUUAGAUUUUCUUUAUAACCAUUUUUGAAAUGUUGAUAUUAUAAUGCAAUACUCUGUAUUGUUAUCUAACUGGAUGUAAUGUUUUAAAUUUGCACAAA
Molecule: messenger RNA, 1453 nt
Organism: Rhinichthys klamathensis goyatoka
Lineage: Eukaryota; Metazoa; Chordata; Actinopteri; Cypriniformes; Leuciscidae
Gene: sult1st6
Product: sulfotransferase family 1, cytosolic sulfotransferase 6
Exons: 7
Coding region: 105-1031 (308 amino acids)
Biological process (GO): sulfation
Cellular component (GO): cytoplasm
Molecular function (GO): sulfotransferase activity
Source: RefSeq, a predicted model, not a curated record